This is a messenger RNA of Canis lupus familiaris (dog), 4233 nucleotides long. RefSeq names its product major facilitator superfamily domain containing 11 (gene MFSD11). Lineage: Eukaryota; Metazoa; Chordata; Mammalia; Carnivora; Canidae. The transcript has 13 exons. The record is from RefSeq and is a predicted model, not a curated record. The coding region runs from base 338 to 1687 and encodes 449 amino acids.
CAGGGCCGGCCGGGCGGGCGGGGCCGCGCCGGCCGCUGCACCUCGUCUUUGGCCCCCUCCUCCGUCGGGCAGGCCCUUCCACCUGGAGCCGCGAAGUGGUUGGCGCCUCUCGGGGCGGCGGGCCUGCCCCUGCUCGGAUCGGGUCCUGGGAAUGUCCUAGCCGCCCGUGGCGAGGAGUCCACUCUCGGGCCGCGAUUCUGAUCCGGGAGCUGGACGCGCACCGCUGGCAGCCUGGCUCGUGCAUCUGCCGCCUCUUGUCACCGCCUCGUCUCCUUCCCCAGGAUCGUCAGCGGCUUCGCCCCGAGGAGCUGCUGACCUCCGGCCCAGCCGAGCCACAAUGUCCCCGGAAUCCAAAAAGCUUUUCAACAUUAUUAUUUUAGGAGUUGCCUUUAUGUUUAUGUUCACCGCCUUUCAAACUUGUGGGAAUGUGGCGCAAACCGUCAUCAGGAGCUUAAAUAGCACAGAUUUUCACGGCAGUGGAUAUACCAGCAUGGCAAUUAUUUAUGGAGUGUUCUCCGCUUCCAAUUUGAUUACACCAUCAGUGGUGGCCAUUGUAGGACCUCAGCUCUCUAUGUUUGCAAGUGGUUUAUUUUACAGCAUGUACAUUGCCGUUUUUAUCCAGCCUCUCCCAUGGUCCUUCUACACAGCUUCUGUUUUCAUUGGAAUUGCAGCUGCCGUGCUUUGGACAGCACAAGGAAAUUGCCUGACAAUAAAUUCAGAUGAGCACACAAUUGGGAGAAACAGUGGAAUUUUCUGGGCACUCUUACAAUCUAGCUUAUUCUUUGGAAAUCUCUACAUAUAUUUUGCUUGGCAAGGAAAAACUCAAAUAUCAGAGAGUGAUCGAAGAACAGUGUUUAUUGCCCUGACAGUGAUUAGCCUUGUGGGGACAGUUCUUUUCUUUCUCAUUCGACAGCCAGAUUCUGAAAAUGUCUUGGGAGAAGAUGAGUCUUCUGAUGACCAGGACCUGGAAGUCAAUGAGUCUGCCCAGAGCACUAUGGGAAAAGCAGUAGAUGCCUUUAGAAAAUCUCUUAAGCUGUGUGUCACCAAGGAGAUGCUCCUCCUUAGCAUUACAACUGCUUAUACAGGUCUGGAAUUGACUUUCUUUUCUGGUGUCUACGGAACGUGUAUUGGUGCUGUAAAUAAAUUUGGAACAGAAGAGAAGAGCCUCAUUGGACUUUCUGGCAUUUUCAUUGGCAUUGGAGAAAUCUUAGGUGGAAGCCUCUUUGGCCUGCUGAGCAAGAAUAAUCGUUUUGGUAGAAAUCCAGUUGUGUUGUUGGGCAUCCUGGUGCAUUUUGUAGCUUUUUAUUUGAUAUUUCUCAAUAUGCCUGGGGAUGCCCCUAUUGCUCCUGUUGAAGGAACCGAUAGCAGUGCUUACAUCAAAUCCAGCAAAGAAGUUGCCAUCUUCUGCAGCUUCUUGUUGGGCCUUGGGGACAGCUGCUUCAAUACCCAGCUGCUUAGUAUCUUAGGGUUUCUCUACUCUGAAGACAGUGCGCCAGCCUUUGCAGUCUUCAAAUUUGUGCAGUCCAUCUGUGCGGCCGUGGCAUUCUUCUACAGUAACUACCUUCUCCUUCACUGGCAACUCCUGGUCAUGGUGAUAUUUGGGUUCUUUGGGACCAUUUCGUUUUUCUCCGUGGAGUGGGCCGCCGCUGCCAUCGUAGCCCGGGGCUCUGACUACCGAAGCAUUUGACCCUGGGGCGCCCAAGAGGUGGGGCGCAGCUUCUGGUGGCGUGGCGGAGCGAAAACUCGGCUGAAGAAGCCACCUUUCCUUUCCGCGGAGUGCUGGAUGUUGUUCAGGAAGGAAGAUCAGAGAAUUAAGACUGCUCAAUCUGCCAGGGUUGGUGUUCAAGUUUACAGAUAUUAUCUAUUUAAAACAAGCAGAAUAAGGGAAACUUGUUCUGUCAGUUAUAAUCGUUCAGAGAUAAUGUUUUUCAAUUCCUAUGUGUCGAGUUCCUUAUAAUCAUGUUCUAGAGUGUAAAUGUUUUCUUCGCCCUCCUGUUCUCAUUGAAAGAUCCUGCCCUGAUUCAGAACACUAGGCCGUAUGGCAGAUGAAGAUUCUUGCUGGGCAUGGGUGUGUGCUACCAUGUAGUAAUAGGGAGCAUAUGCCCACCCCACGUAUGUGUCUGUGAACGACAUUUCAAUAAAUUGUGAGAUGCCUUAGUGGAAUAUUUGAAAAGGUUUGCACUUUCUUCCUUCUUUAACAUUUUGGUUUGAUGAGUUUUCCUACCUUGUCAUUUGUAGCAAGGAGUAGCUAAUUAUAAAAUGAGGUAAAAAUUGUCUAAAGUUUUAAAAAUGAAUCUAACAUGUAAACGAACAAAAACUCUUUUAAAACAACAACAACACAUAUUUACCAGAGAGGAUUUUUGCUAGUAUUUUCCUAGAAGAUGCAAUGCAAAAAAAGGGGAAAGGAGGUACAUGUAAGCUGUUGCAUGGUUGCAGGUUGCUCUCUGUCACAGAGCAGACACCAUUCCUCAUGUGUGUCUGGGGAUGCAGCAUAACUGUCUGGAGGGAUGUUUAAAUGGACAUGUUCACUUUCCUCUGUAGGAGCUUGCUUUACAAAUUCUUUCUAAUCGACAUAUAAUUCAGAAACCAUGAAAUUCACCAUUUUGAAGUGUACAAUUUAAUGUUUCUUCUUAAGUAUAUUCACAGGGUUGUACUGCCAUCACCAUGAUCUAAUUCUAGAACAUUUUCAUCACCCCAGAAAGAAACCCCUGCCUUUUAGCAGUCAUCCCCCAUUGUCUGGCCUGGCACUAGCAAACACUACCCUGCUGUCUCUGGAUUUGCCUAUUUGGACAUUUCUUAUGAAUGGGAGAGCUCACUUUUACCUAAGAUAUUUACCUGUACAAAUGAUGAGUUUUAGAGCAAGGUAAAUUCAGCCAGGAGGACAGCUAAUACCUUGUUUUCUAUUUUUUUUUUUAAACCUAAUAGAAAUUUGGAGAUUUUUAUAGUUGGCCUACAAAUCUGAAGAAAUUCAGUAGCAUGUGAUUUUCAGACUUGAUGGCAUGUAUACUGCAGGGAGUCAGGAAACUGUAGUUACCUAGACUCCUUAGAGAAAUUUAGUUUGUGUGGAGCACCAAACUCUUGUUCCAGGUUGUAUAAAGUUUUGGUUUUCUUUUUCAAAGUUGAGAUAGAUAAACUCAGUUGUUUGUUGAUCCUGUAUAAAUAAUUUGUAAAUGCUAUUGCAGAAUUAAUACAAAUGGUUUUAUUGUCUCUGUAAGCACGUGACUGCUUACCCAGGUGUAUUUUCUAUCAUGGUAUAACAGAUGACCCCAAAACUUAGCUACUUAAAAUGACAAACACUCACAGUUCCAUGAGUCAGGAAUCAGUGUCACUAGGCUAGAUCCUCGGGUCAGGAUCUCUCCCAAAGCUGGGCUGGGCUCAACUGGGAAAGGACCCACUUCUCAGCUCACUCUUGCAGUUGUUGGCAGGAGUCAGCUCCUUGCAGGCUGCUGGUUAAGGAUCUCUGUUUCUCGUGGCUGUUGGCCAAAGGCCACCCUCUGUUCCUUGUUACAGGGCAGCUUACAACAUAGAAGCUGUCUUCAUCAAAGAAAGCAAGCAAGAAAAGCCAGAGAAUGCUAGCAAGACAGAAGUCACAGUCUUUUGUAACUUAAUCUCAAAAGUGACAUCCCAUCACUUUUGCUAUAUUCUCUUUGUUAGAUGCAAGUCACUAGUUCUGGAUGGGAUUACACAAGGGGUUAGCACCAGGAGUCAAGGAUUCUCUCUGGACCAUCUUACGAGGCUGCUUAUCAUACCAGGCUUAAACUCUCUUAUAUUUAAGCUCACAGUGGGCCCCGCAUUCCCACAUCACUCCUCCUCCUGGGCUCUUGCUCCAUUUGCUCAUAAUGGAUCUGCAAAACGAGGCUGGCAAGAGGUUAAGUAGCUUCUGUUAAUGACACAGCAUACUUUCCUCCAAGAAAGCUGUAGCAUAUUGUCUCCACUAGGAGGAUUCCUGGUAACUCUGUCAAGAAGGAAAUGAAAUAGGAUGAGAUUCAUAGUCAAAAACAUGACUGCAUCCCACAGAUACGUACAAUCAUACUCAAAGUUCUGUACUCACAUUGUGUUUCCUGGAAUUUUGGUUUUACUCAGUUUUUUUUUUUUAUUUUUAAUGUCUAUAAAUAGUGUCGAUCUUGGCGGGAUCUUUAGAUGAUGGGUAACAAUAAGCUCAUCUUUUAAGUUUUUUUCAUAUUUGAGUUAAAAUGUGACAAUGAAAUAAAGAGUUUAAUUUUUAUACUUGUA